AUCAUUUACAUUUAUUAUCGCGACCAAUUAGAAGCUGAAUAAUAAGAACAGAAAAGAAAGAAAAAAUCAGAAAUCAAGAGGAAGGAAGGAAGGAAGUUAAUGGCGAUGGCUCGUAGGACGAGGAGGAAGAUAAGCAAGGAAGAAGUUAUGGAGAAGCUUAAGGACGACGGCGAUUUUGACAGUCUCCGCCUCCAAAUCAUACGCCGCCUCAAGGAUAACGAGGAACUACGAAACAGCAUGAUAUCAGUUGUGAAGGAGUCAAGAGCUUUGAAUGGAGGGGAUGCUCAAAACAUGAAACCCAGACAACUCUCUGAUGCCAUAUUCCAAGAAGUCGGGAGCAAGAUGUUGAGCCAGCUCUCAGAUGGACUGUGGGAGAUAAUAAGAUCAGAAGACGGGAUGAAGAAGGAAAUCAGAGACACCGUUCAAUCCGUCUACGCUACAUUAUCAAACCCUGGAGGCGGACCAUCCACGUCAGUAGAGGUCCCAAAAGAAGAUAUCAAGCAACCCAGGUUUGAUCCAUCAAGUAAACAGAAGCAAGAACUGAUUCAAGGAUCAGUAGAAGAAAACAAAGGAGAAGCAGCAUGUAGUAGCACUAACAACGAAAACUGUGAUGAUGAUGAAGAAGAUCCUGAACUCCCUCCUGGUUUUGGCUAAAUAUGUAAUACUAAUUAGUAUUCUUUUUUCUGCUAAAUUUAGAUGAUGUUAUGUGUAAGAAAGAUAAAUAGCACCAAACUCAAAUCUUGUAAGAACAACCAAUUUAUUCUGUUAUUUAAAAUUAAAAAUAUAAAGGCA
This is a messenger RNA of Raphanus sativus (radish), 792 nucleotides long. RefSeq lists its product as uncharacterized. The transcript has 4 exons. Lineage: Eukaryota; Viridiplantae; Streptophyta; Magnoliopsida; Brassicales; Brassicaceae. The coding region runs from base 100 to 654 and encodes 184 amino acids. The record is from RefSeq and is a predicted model, not a curated record.